AUGCUCCGCCUCCUCCGCCGCCUGCCCACAACUCGCGCCCAAGCCCACCGCCUCUACCAGCGUCUCCGCCAGCUCCUCAUCUACCACACCCGCCACCUCCGCUAUCUCCUCCCCUUCCCCUCCCCCUCCCGCUCCCGCUCCAAGCUGCUCACCCGCCGAAUGGCCCCCGUGCUCCCCCCCGCGCGCCUCGACGCCCGCCCAGACCCCCGCAUAAUCCUCUACCACCAGACGCACUACAUCGACGGCAAGACCUACGUCUCGCUCCUCCCGCUGCUCAAGACCCCCACCCGCCGCAUAACACACCUCAUCCUCGCCGCCGUGCACCUCAACGCCCUCCCCGGCGAGAUCACGCUCAACGACCACCCCUUCUCGCACCCGUCCUUCGACCCCCUCUGGGACGAGGUCAUAAUCCUCAAGGACGAGGGCAUCAAGGUCAUGUUCAUGCUCGGCGGCGCCGCCCAGGGCACGUUCGCGCGCCUCGACACCCCCGACGCCGCCACAUUCGAGGCAUACUACGCCCCGCUGAAGGAGCUGAUCGAGAUCUAUGCGCCCCACGGCAUCGACCUCGACGUCGAGGAGCCCAUGUCGCUGACGGGCAUCGUGCGCCUGAUCGACCGCCUCAAGGCCGAUUUCGGCGCGGACUUCAUCAUCACGCUGGCGCCGGUCGCCGCCGCGCUGCAGGGCGGCGGGAACAUCAGCGGCUUCUCGUAUGAGGCGCUGGAGGCGGCGCGCGGGGCCAGCGUGAGCUGGUAUAAUACGCAGUUCUACUGCGGGUGGGGGUCGCUGGAGGAUACGCGCGGGUAUGAGGCGGUGGUGAGGAGGGGCUGGCCGCCCGAGAAGGUGGUGGCGGGGAUUGUGACGAAUGGGUGCAAUGGCGCGGGGUGGGUGGGCAUGGAGACGCUGCAGACCGUGCUGAUGGAGCUGGUGGAGUUGUUUCCGGGCUUUGGGGGCGUGAUGGGGUGGGAGUAUUUUAAUAGCUUGCCGGGGGGUGUGGGGAAGCCGUGGGAGUGGGCGGAGAACGUGGGGAUGGCGGUGGAGUGCGGGGUGGCGCUGGCAGAUGCGCUGGCAGAGGCGGCGAGAUAG
This is a messenger RNA of Morchella sextelata, 1083 nucleotides long. RefSeq lists its product as uncharacterized. Gene Ontology annotation, biological process: carbohydrate metabolic process. The transcript has a single exon. Bases 1 to 1083 code for a protein of 360 amino acids. The record is from RefSeq and is a predicted model, not a curated record. Lineage: Eukaryota; Fungi; Ascomycota; Pezizomycetes; Pezizales; Morchellaceae.